AUGGCACCGCCCGUCGAGCAGGCUCAGACCGAGCCGGAGAACUACGAGGAGCGAUCUGCGCUGAACAAUGGCAUGUCUGCUGCCGUUGGCUCGGCCGCUGCGGGCCUCUUUGUCUCUGCGAUCCAGAACAGCAUUCAGACGCACGACAAGGGCGCCAUGGGCGUCUUUACCAGGACCGGUUCGACAAUUGCCCUCUUUACGGCCAUGGGCGGCAUCUUUUCCUUCACCGACUCCUUUGUCGCAAACAGGAGACAGAAGAACGAUGCGUUCAACGGCGCAGCCGGAGGUUGUGCUGCCGGUCUUGUUGCGGGUGCCAAUGCUCGGUCAAUUCCCAUGAUGUUUGGGUCGUGUGCUGCGCUGGCCGCCCUCGUGGGAACUUUUGACGCCGCAGGGAAGUCGCUGACAGGCUCCUACGCACACGGCGCGCCCGACUUUGGCGCGCAGGCCGCCCAGCACGGCGUCGCGCUUGAGGGAGAUGCAGGCCACGGCCAGAGGGGCUGGAGAGAGGAGAGAGAGGCGAGGAGGAAAAGCUUCUUCAAGAAGAAGACAACCGACGUCGAGACAGAGUAG
Acaromyces ingoldii is the source of this 570-nucleotide messenger RNA. RefSeq lists its product as hypothetical. The transcript is spliced from 3 exons. The record is from RefSeq and is a predicted model, not a curated record. NCBI's taxonomy places the organism in Eukaryota, Fungi, Basidiomycota, Exobasidiomycetes, Exobasidiales, Cryptobasidiaceae. Gene Ontology annotation, biological process: mitochondrial respiratory chain complex I assembly. The coding region runs from base 1 to 570 and encodes 189 amino acids.